CGAUUGGCGACCAAGUAUAAUCCGGCCGGGAUUACAUGCGCUCUGAAUCGGCACGAUGUUUUGACGACUGCCUGUCGUAUCGGACGCGUCGCGUUUGCCGUGGCACGGAGAACUCAGCGCUAGCUCACAGCUUCAGAUACAUGAGAACCAAACCCACUAUCAUCGCCUUCGAAGCCCCGACGGAGAGGAGGAAAUCUAAUGAGAGCAUCUUAACUUUAGCACGUCGCCGGUUUUCAAAGAGCAAGACACCAGAGCGUGACGCAGAACUUGACAGACCAGCGAUUACCGUGGAGAGUCCUUCCGAAGCCAGCGCUGAGUAUCCUGUGGGAAAACCACUUGAGAUCUACUUGGACGGGCCGUACGGUGCAGCUUCCUCCCACAUCUUCCACGCGGAGCACGCCGUGCUGGUGGCUGCUGGUAUCGGCGUCACUCCGUUCGCGUCCAUCCUGCAGGCCAUUAUGUACAAGUACUGGCGCACCAGGGUCGUGUGUCCCCGCUGCGAGCACGCCUGGCACUCCAACCCCUUCGAUGAGAUGACGUUGCGGAAGGUGGACUUCUUCUGGAUCAACCGCGAGCAGCGAUCGUUCGAGUGGUUCGUGUCGCUAUUGUCCCAGCUCGAGAUAGAACAGGCGGAGUGCACCAGCGACCGCUUCUUGGAGAUGCACAUGUACAUCACCAGCGCGCUACAGCGGAGCGACAUGAAGGCAGUCGGCUUGCAGCUGGCCCUGGACCUGCUGCAUGAGAAGGAAAAACGUGAUUUGAUAACUGGUCUCAAGACACGCACGAACGCGGGAAGACCCAACUGGGACAAAGUGUUCCAGAGACUGCAGGAACAGAACAUGGGGAAGGUGACGGUGUUCUACUGUGGACCCCCUCAGCUGGCAAGAGUGUUGCGAGUCAAGUGUGAUCAGUUCGGCUUCGAUUUUAGGAAGGAAGUUUUUUAAGGAUUACAUUAAAAAUAGAUUGAAACGGCGUAGGCGUGGCUCAAGCGUCUAGUAAACACAAAUUGAAACACAUUAUUUUCUCUUUGUGAUAAUAUUAGUCAAUUGAGUAAAAAUAUAGUAACUUGUUGUUUUUGGAAAAUUAAGUAUAAAUCUAACAAAAUAAUAUAUUUUUUAUGAAAAUAAGAGACAAGACGAGCUGAUGGUAUUUGAAACGCCCUGUCCAUUGCAAUGCAGUGCCGCUCAGGAUUCUUGAAAAACCCAAAAAUACUGAACGGCGCUACGAUUACGCUUGUGUCCUUAAGGCAUAAGAUUUUAAGUCUCGUUUGCCCAGAAAUGUCACUAGCUACGGUGCCCUUCAGACCGAUGCACAAUAAUACUUACACAUUACUGCUUCAGGGCAGAAAUAGGCGCCGUUGUGUGGUACCCAUAAUCUAGCCGGCAUCCUGUGCAAAGUAGCCUUCCACUGGUAUUAUUGUAAAUACUGUCUUAUUUUGUAGUAAAGCAGUACAAAGCGUCGCACUUUGGUCGUGUUCUGUCUUCAAUGCUGUUAAUAUCAUAUUAUAUCUAACCAGAACAUAUAGUAGUUAAUAUAAAAUAAGCAGAUUUUAUUUGAAGGCAACCUCAUAACCAGCCUGUUGCGGUGAGUAGAGGUCAGCUAAGAACUUACGAACUAGGCUUACCAUCCGCAAGAGAGUUUUUUAUUAUGAACAGAACAAUUUGUGUCAUGUCAGAAAUUAAUUUGUAAUUUAUAUACCUACUUAAUAAUAAUAAUUAUAGUAGUAGUCUUAGAUUAAGGAUCGGUCUCCACUGCGCUCCAACAACAUACCUCAAAUUCGAACAAUGUGGGAAGUUGACGUGCCACAUGUUCUGUUAAACUUUGCUAAUAAUUGAAUCUAAAAUGGCAGGUUGCGUAGUAAGACUUUGUAAAAAUAAUACUACAGGAAAUAAGAAAGACACUGAUAACAUAUCAUCAGUAAGUAUUUUGUAUUUUAUUAAUUUCAAUGUAAAAUAACACGAAGCGUAUGUUACAAAAUUUGAAAGAUGCCAUUGAGUGUCAACGUGAGAUGCAACGCACACAAGCAUCUAAUAGUUGUAUUAAAAAAGCUAUUGUUCUUAGGUAGUGCGGUAUCUAGUUGGAGCCCAGCGAAGACCAAUCCUUAUUCUAAGGAAGUGGUCGUAUCUUUGUCUUCCACGUCAUCUAUUCGGAGAUAUUAAUUCGAAUAAAUUUUCAAUUAUGUAUUUAUUUGUAAUUUUACUUUGAUCGUUGAUAGUAUUAUAUUUAAUAAUUUUUGUUUGUAUUGUAAAUAAUAUUAAUAGGAUCUUUAUAGGUAAUUUAUAAAGUUAUGAGUCAAUAUAUUUAUUUAUAGAAGGUACUUAUUAAACUAAUUGGAUCGAUAACUAUCAAUAGAACAAAAUUAUUUAAAUAUUUUAUUUCCUGACAGAAACUAACCUUUUCAUUUUGCUGAGGAGAGCUUUUUUUGAGAAGUAGGUGAGGACCUACUUUGUCAUGUUACCUGAUAUAGGGUUGCCAUCGUACUCUGAAAUAGAGUAGAUAUUGUACUCUAUUUAUGAUGUAAGCGUGCCAUUUAAUCCAGGGGUGCUCAAGCUUGAACUGCUGGCGAUCUACCUCAAAAUUGUUAGACUACCUACGAUCGAUCAACUCUGAGAGGCUUCCAGUAUGUGUGAUGAAGGAUUGUCGUCUAGGUGUCACGAUGACAUAGAUAUUAGUUUUGCGCACAAUAAUAUGCAGUUUUUAGUAAAGUAGGUCUGCUCUAAAAUGUCAAUGAAAAACUCAUAAUUAUUCAUAAUUGCGAGUUUAUUGGUUCUUACAAAACAAACGCGUUCUAGUGUCUAAAGUUCUGAGCUUAACUAAAGAGUGACUUUGGAUGUUGAAUCAGCGUGACUCUGCAUGUCCUGAGCAAAACAAAAUCUGUGAAUAAUUCUAUAAGUAUCGGAUUUUGUUCUCGACAUCGACUCAAGGUCGAUCGCGAUCAACUGUUUGAGCACCCCUACUUUAAUCUAUAUCACUAAUAGAGUAUGCUAAAAUACUCUUUUUUACACAAUCCCCCUUAUUCAUAAUAGUCUGCUAACUUAAAGCAUUGCUAAUUCUCACUCUGUCUUCUUCUAUUGACCUAAGUCAGAAUGAGAAAAACACUCCUAAGCGGCUGUUUAAAGUUAGCGGACCAUUAUGAAUAAGGGGGAAUGUUUACUUAUACUAUUGCCAGUCAUGUAAUAUUAUGCAUACCCCUUAUAAUAACCAAAAAAGUCGAUUAUUUACUGUUAAUAUGUUAACAAAUAAUACCUUUUUAAAAUUUGGAGAUUUUUGGAGUUCGUACCCUUUAUUUACCUCUUUUGAAAUCAUAUAGGUACUUAUACUCUAUUUCUUCCACUAAAAGUGGCAACCCUACAUAGAUAUACUUAAACUAAAUAAUAUUAAAAAUAUAUACCUACCUAAUAACCUACUGACAAUAAUUAUUAUUACCUAUUUAUGUAACUUUUUGAUAAUUUAAUCUAAUAUUUAUUUAUAAAUAAAGUUUGAAGAUAUACAACUACUUACUUUCUUCUUC
Messenger RNA from Leptidea sinapis, 3511 nucleotides. RefSeq names its product NADPH oxidase 5 (gene Nox). The transcript has 6 exons. Bases 36 to 944 code for a protein of 302 amino acids. Gene Ontology annotation, cellular component: NADPH oxidase complex; plasma membrane. Gene Ontology annotation, biological process: superoxide anion generation; defense response. Gene Ontology annotation, molecular function: superoxide-generating NAD(P)H oxidase activity. The record is from RefSeq and is a predicted model, not a curated record. Lineage: Eukaryota; Metazoa; Arthropoda; Insecta; Lepidoptera; Pieridae.